Molecule: messenger RNA, 3499 nt
Organism: Hyalella azteca
Lineage: Eukaryota; Metazoa; Arthropoda; Malacostraca; Amphipoda; Hyalellidae
Exons: 3
Coding region: 161-721 (186 amino acids)
Biological process (GO): angiotensin-activated signaling pathway
Cellular component (GO): plasma membrane
Source: RefSeq, a predicted model, not a curated record
UAUUGGUAUUUAGUUAGCGACAUCGCUUUCGUGAUAGUGACUCACACCAUAGAAACGUAAUUAAACGUAUUUAGAAAUUUAAAUACCUAACUCCUGACUUACAUGUUAUCUUACUGAUAGUUCACUUUACAGUUUUUUAUAUUUUUAAAUAUCUGAAACUAUGGCCCUCCGUAUUCCAUAUGCACCACUCAAGGUUGUUUUCUUCAUACAUCUCAUACUCAUGGUGUGGGCUUCAGAAUCCAUGUGGUUGCCUACAUCAUAUCUUGGAUACAACGGGCUGCUGCUGCUCAUGAUCCUAUGGACAAUUCACAGUCGGGACUCUGAGGAAGGACCAUUCAUGGGCAUCAUGGUAAACGCCGUGUCUAUUGUGCUGGACUUGGUUACCAUGGGCGUGUUCUGGCCAACGAGUCUUUCGAGCGGACUGCGGUGGUUUGGGAGUCUUUGUACUGUUGGUAAUUUGCUAAUGCGACCAAUUUCGAGUUACAUGCUCUACAGGAUACUGAUUGACCGAGCUGCGACCUACGGCAAUUUUUCCCUUCCUGCCGGCCUGGACAACCUCUUCCAAGGUACUGGACUUGGUGCCAGUCGAAAUCCUUACGAGGAUAUUGACCAGCCUUCCCAUUCCCAAACUUUGGGACCCCACACUCCCGACUCGGCCAUGCCGCCUCAGCAGCCUUACCAACCCAAGCCGCAAGAUCCGCUGAGUUACAACUCUGCUUAGGCUUCAUGACAGGAAAUUACCCUAGAACACAUGGGACAUACAAGUCUUUCCCCAUUCUUUAAAGUAAUAUAUUGCUGCUUUAUUGUUCCAUGGGCCGAACCAUUCCUUACUAAACCGAAAUCACUCGCUGGUAAAUUCGAAUGCUUGAACAUGUUUAUACCGGCUUUAGAGAUUAGAUUAGUGAUACUCUGCCUGGGUGUUCAUUCUCCAUCGAGCUGUGGAAUGUACGAUUUAUUUUUUUCAGAUAUUACUGGUGUUACUUUUCUAUUACAUUAGUUGAAUGGAAUUGUUUCAAAAUUAAGAUAGUCAAAUCAGGUCGUAUCUUACUUUGUAUCAAACUUUGACCGAUUCUAUUGUAAUCUUAAAGCCGAAGUCUCUACGUUGCAGUCUUAUGUAAUCAAGAUCUUGUAUUCUCGUUUAAAGUUUUCUAGCGAUAUGUCGUGCAGUAUAUUGAUAGCUAAGUUUUCGUAAUUGUUCUCUACUUUUUGGUCUACUUUGUAGAAGUUGGUGGCUGUAGUAUAUUCUGCACAAACGUGCGUUAAAGUUUUAAGAAUUUUUCUCAUUGCUGAUGGCCUGCAAUCUCGCUAAAUAUUGGAAUAUUUUAUUGAGUGAAUUAAGCAAUGGUUGCAGGUUUUAUGUUGUGUUUAUUGUUACUAUUCCUGAACAUAUUUAAAAACGUAAGCCAAUAUCUUUGUUCUCUAUCUCGAUCUCUUGUUAGAUCAGCCCAAUUUUGUGAUAUCUCAAUGCCGUUAUACAUUCCAGUAUAUUAUCUCCUUGGGUGUUUUCAGUGAUAUUUAAAUUUUCAAUAAUCAUAAUUUUCUGUGGGCGUAAUAAUAGAAUCUCUGUUUUGCAAGUGCUUAAUGCAUGAUCUCGUGCAUCAGCUAAAUUUUUACUCAUGAUAGACUUUUAUAUUGUAGUUGCAGUCAAGAAAUUUAUUGUCGAUUAUACAAUAUAUAUUUCACGACAUCAGGCGUACCUGAUCAAUGGUUGUACUGAUGGUCUCAAUCGCGCCAUAUCUGAAAAGUAUAGAUUACGUUUGUAAUGAGUUUUUUAGCUCACUUUUGAAUUAUUUUAUGAUUAAAAUGUAAUAAUUACUCUUUUUCUAGUCGCAGGCGUCGCACUCGAUGUUGGUGCUCAACAUUCCUGCUUGUAGGUGCGCCAUCUUGCUUUGCUCAGUGUUCUUAUUAGUUAGCUAUUAUAUUUGUAGUCUCGUAUUGCUUGCCAAGGUCUUCUUGUAAGCUAACGUGUGCUUUUUGAGCUUAGUUAUCUCGAGUUUGUUUUAGGUAAUUUGCUUUAAGCAAAACACACGUUUGUAUAGCAAAUCUCCAUGACAUUGUUUGCCGUCCGUUUGGGUUGGAAAGUGCCAUUUAAAAUGGGUUGGUUCAUCAAGCUAGUCACCUUGAUAGGUGAUUCGCAUUUUAUCUUGUAUUUUGCUUAGUUUUAAUACCUCAACGAUGUCAAGCUGCUGUGUUUGAGCUUCUUUUGGCGAUUCGAUGGUUCUGAUUAAAGUCAACUAGUAGCCGUUGAUACUAGGUAAUUUUUCUAUUGUAUUUUCAUGUGUUGUCAUUAUUCUGCGUGUUCAUCAUAAAUGUAUUUGCAUAAUGAAGGUAAGAGCCGAGCUCAUUGUUGAGGGAGCUAGAGUCUCUGACCAGCUAGUUUCUUUACGUAAAUCAUAACUGCCUUGUACCAAAUUAAAAUUGAAUUGAACUCGAGUGCGUUCUAAUUGAGAUACGUUCUUCAGUAGCUACUGGCCGAAUGGAAAGAAGGAAUGGUCUAGAAAAUAGUUUGCGGUGACGUACAUUCCGUUUAUUUAUUGCAUGAAUAGUCAACAAGCGAACAGUAAAAAAAUAUUUCGUAACAACACGUGCACUAUGUUUUACAUGCUCGAUUUUGGAAAUAAAGCAAAAGUGACCAAGGAGAAUUUCAUCGGGUUAGAUGUAAUAUUUUUCUUUCACGUCCAUUUGUAUACAUUUAUUGUCCUACUAAUAACGCGUUGUUUCCCAUUAAACCCUGUCUCAUUGAAGAUGAAAUGCAUAGAAAUGCCUUACUAGUCAUCUUAUUCUUCAUCCUCAAAAAACCAAUUGUGGAUACGAGUAAAUCCAUUCGCUGCAUCAAAGUCCCCUCGUUCAAAAAAUGAAUAUUCAGUGGAGCUGCAGCGUCAUAGGUGUAUGUAUGCCGAUGGCUGGACUAUAAAUCAUGUCUUAUUACCAAGUCAGAAUUGAAGAGGCUCAAAAUUGCAGGGCGAAACUUGAGAAGUGCAUUUGCAAAGCUUACGACGUUAGAAGAGAUUUUAGAGACGUGAGCAUCGAAGGCAAGUUGCUGAAGAGAACGGCAGCUGAGCUCGCAUUACAUUCAUGUACAUUCUCAAGAGAAGCUCAUGCGUUCAUCUCAUCUCCUACUGUGCUUUUAAAACUACGAAUUUAUAAAUGCGCCUAAGUUGUUUAUCUCAGAAAAUGUCUAAUUAUGAGGGAGUUCAUACAGAAAUACUAUCUCACUAUAAAGAGAACCAGCUGAACAACGUUACGCUAAAACACGGUUAAUUUUUAUUAGCUAUUAAAUUAGUAAUUAUAUCCUUCGGAAUUUGUGUCUUCAUUGUUGGAAUACGGAAAAAGGUGAACAUUUUAGUGUUAAUUUAAGAUGCACGUGAUGAAAACUUAAGUCGCUGGUACUUCGAAUCUCUUUGUAAUAGUUUGUAUCGUAUCUAAUAUAUUGAAGGUUGCUUGUCCGUAAAAGAAUAAUAAUUUGCACGAGUAUAAUAGAAAGUCACCUCUGAACACC